UCGACAUGGCCGGGGGGUAGUAGAAGGCCGGUCCUCAAAUGUUUCUAAUGGUACAGGUGUGGUUACUAGCGCAUUCUAGUAGCGUAUAUUGGCAACGUACUAAAAUAAUUAUUUUUGAAAUAAUAAUAUAUUAAUGUAAUUAUUGAAAUUGUAUUUAUGAAACCUAAUCUUAGUGGUUACUGGCUAUUAUAUUUUGUAGACAUAUCAUCAGACUUAAGUGACUGUCGUAACGUUGGUUUGUGGAUCAUCUGAUUUUAAAAUGCCUCGUCAAUGUUCGGUGAUUUCGUGAUAGAGUAUUAAAAGAAAACAAGCUGUUCAGUUGUUUAAAGUUCGAGACUCAGAUUUUUAUGCUUGGAACGAAAUUAUUCGAAAAGUAAAUGGUAAUUUGAAUCGUAAAGUGGUUUAUGUCUGCGCUGAGCACUUUUCUAAUGAUGAUUUGAUAACUCAUUAUAAUGGACCUAAUGAUUUGGAAAAAGUUAAAAGACAUUUGGUUGGGUUAAGGAAGGGAGCUAUUCCAUCAAUAUUUGAUACAUCAAUUGAUAUCACUGAAAACCAUAAUACUGUAACUCCUGAUUUACCAGACCCAUCCGGAAAAAGUACAUUAACUACUGAACCAUUUAGAAAACAGUUGUUUAAUGAACCUAUUGCUAAACGAAUAUGUCUUAAUUCACAGAUCCUAAUACAAGUUUGUUAAUGACUUAUGAUUAUUACACCCAAAAAUAGUCUGUCUAGAACUAUAGACUAUUAUAUGAAUUUAAAUACUCAUAAGCACUAAUUAACUAUUGUUAUUUAUUUAGGAAACAUUUACCAGUUAUGAGGAAUUAUUAAUGCCAGUUGGUUGGAUGUUGUACCGUGAUGAAUGUAUAGUGUCUUUGUAUAAACCAAUUAAAUCUGAAUGUGGUAGUGAAAUGAAAGUGGUCAUUCAGAAACAAAUUGUUUUUCAAUCUAAUAUUUUAAAAAUAAGCUAUUAUGUCAAUCAAAAAUGAAGAGAUCCUAAAGUAUAAGGUCUAUCACAAUUGACAUACCCAUUAGAUUUUAUGAAAAUUAAUGAAACUAUUAAAUUGUUUGAACAGAAACAAACUUGUCAAGGUGGUCCAAGUGUCAUCAAUUUUCCUGGAAUUCAUAUUAAAAACACUAAUUUAGACGGUUCAAUAUGGCGCCAUAACGAAUGUUCAAUUCUUACUAAUUCUACAAAAAGAUGUCAAAGAUGUAAUUUAUUAUUUCCUUACUUUAGGGUAUAUAGAAAAAGGUCAUCUAUUAAAAAUAAAACAAAUAUUGGCUCUACUCUGACUCCUACUAGACGAAGUAUAUUAAAACAAAUUUUAAGAAAAACAAAAAUGGUUAAACAAUCCAAUAAAAGGUUUAAAAUAAAAGUAGAACAAUUGAAUGUAACAUUGAAUGAAGUACAAUGUAAAUCAAAAAAUUUGACAAAUGAAUCUGUAGCUGAUCUAUUUGAAAGUAACAACUUGAAUACAUCACAGAAAACAAUUAUUCAAGAAAUUAUCAAUGCCAGUAAAGUCAUGAACACUAAAAAUAGGAGGUAUUCAGAAAAUUGGAUACUAUUAUGCAUCUUAUUGAAAAUUAGAUCUUCCACUACUUACCGAUUUUUAAGAGAACAAGAAGUAUUACCUCUACCAUGUCCAAGAACUAUUAGAAAAUUUUUAUCAAUGAUAAACAUUCAAUGUGGUUUUGACAAGAAAUUUUUCCAAAUAUUAAAAAAAAAAAUUGGUAUACUUAGAUCUGAACAAAAACAUGGUAUGUUAGUUUACGAUGAAAUGUUUUUAAGAGAAAGUCUUAAUGUAAACUCUCAGACUCUCACUUAUUGUGGAUUGGAAGAUUUUGGCAGAGAAGUAGAUUCUUCUGAAUUAAAAGCUAAUCAUGCAUUAGUUUUUAUGUUCCAAAGUUUAGCUUUAAAUUUUGCUCAACCUAUUGCAGUUUUUGCAUCUCAUGGUCCAGUUAAAGGUAUUAAAAUUGAAAUACUGUAAUCGUGUUAUUUGUUUAUCAGAUAACUAAUAAUAUUGUUUUGACAAACUAGUAAUAAUUUAAUAAACAACCAAAAAACAUCAGUAUAAUAUUUAACUUUGUGAUUUAAUUGUAUAUGCUUUAUUUUAUGUGUUAGAUGUUAGUUGUAUGUUACUGUGGACUGCGGUAGGUACAUACAUUUUUAUGUUUAUAAAUAUUAGGAACUGUAUGUGGUUAAUUAUUGAAUGUUGCAUGAUUUUAAUAUACCGUCUUAAUAUAUUGUAAUAAUAUCUAUGUUAUAAUGGUAUAUUUCUAGAUUAUAGGUAUUUUGCUCUUCGUUUUAUUUGUGUGUUUCUAUAUGGUAAAUUUAUUUGUGUUCCAUGAUUUGAAUGUCCAGUUUCAUAUAUAUUAUGUAUUGUGUGUACAUAUUGCAUGUAUAUACAAUAAUGUACAAAUUAAGUGUUGUACUUUUAUGUUUUAUUUGUUUGGUUUUGGCCCAAUUGGUCAUUAAAGCAAUAUGCUUGUUGGAAAAUAUUGGAUGUAGAGUUGAAGGUGUGGUUUCAGAUGGGGCAUCAACCA
Molecule: messenger RNA, 2541 nt
Organism: Myzus persicae (green peach aphid)
Lineage: Eukaryota; Metazoa; Arthropoda; Insecta; Hemiptera; Aphididae
Exons: 6
Coding region: 1038-1985 (315 amino acids)
Source: RefSeq, a predicted model, not a curated record